Messenger RNA from Eublepharis macularius, 878 nucleotides. RefSeq names its product NME/NM23 nucleoside diphosphate kinase 4 (gene NME4). The coding region runs from base 37 to 600 and encodes 187 amino acids. The transcript has 5 exons. The record is from RefSeq and is a predicted model, not a curated record. Gene Ontology annotation, molecular function: nucleoside diphosphate kinase activity. Gene Ontology annotation, biological process: UTP biosynthetic process; CTP biosynthetic process; GTP biosynthetic process. Lineage: Eukaryota; Metazoa; Chordata; Lepidosauria; Squamata; Eublepharidae.
AGCCCAGCUGGGCAGCAGCGGGCGGGCCGGGCCGGCAUGGGCUUCCUGCGGCGCUGCGUGGCGCGGAGCCUCUGGCAGGGGCAGCGGAGCCUGGGCGCGCUCGCCGCGGCCCCCCAUCGCCACUACGGCGCCGGUAUACCUGGCCUUCAGGAGCGCACCCUGAUAGCGGUGAAGCCAGACGGGGUGCAGAGGCGAUUAGUGGGGGACGUGAUCAAGCGCUUUGAGAAACGGGGCUUCAAACUCGUGGGCCUGAAGUUGCUCCAGGCCAAUGAAGGGAUCCUGGCGGAACAUUACCACGAGUUGCGGAGGAAGCCCUUCUACCACGAGCUGAUUCAGUAUAUGACCUCAGGACCGGUGGUGGCUAUGGUCUGGGAAGGUUACAACGUUGUUAAGACAUCGCGAACCAUGGUGGGAGAGACAAAUCCUGCAGAAGCGAAGCCUGGCACCGUCCGGGGAGAUUUCAGCAUCCACGUCAGCAGAAACGUCGUCCACGCCAGUGAUUCAGUGGAGACGGCCCAGCGGGAGAUCAGCCUGUGGUUCCGCAGCAACGAGCUGGUCGACUGGGACUGUUGCGAUCACAAAAUCAUGUACGAACUCUGAAGGCCUUGCUGUUCUCAGACCCUGGCACGGGAUCUGCUACCUCGACUGGUGUGCGACACUUCCCAAGAGAAGGGGGAACGGUGUUGCACUUCAACCACUGUGCCUCUGCUCAGGAGAGCAGAUACCUUCCUCAGAACCACUUCUGCGAGCUGCUGAGUGCAUCGGAUUAAGCCCAGUGCCGUUUUUUUGAAAAAAAAUUUUUUUUUACAUGUGUUGUGAGAAAACCUCAGAAUACCAUUCUUAAAAGAAUUAACAUUAAAAAAACACACAUGCAAUGA